Messenger RNA from Helianthus annuus (common sunflower), 6164 nucleotides. Its product is annotated as probable receptor-like protein kinase At5g61350. NCBI's taxonomy places the organism in Eukaryota, Viridiplantae, Streptophyta, Magnoliopsida, Asterales, Asteraceae. The record is from RefSeq and is a predicted model, not a curated record. Bases 3572 to 5602 code for a protein of 676 amino acids. Gene Ontology annotation, cellular component: plasma membrane; plasmodesma. The transcript is spliced from 12 exons. Gene Ontology annotation, biological process: protein autophosphorylation. Gene Ontology annotation, molecular function: ATP binding; transmembrane receptor protein tyrosine kinase activity.
GACCAUUUAAACUCUGUUUUCUAACUGCUACAACAACGGUUAUCACCAGUUAUCGUCAGUUUUGUUGCCAGUUAAAAACCUCCCAUGUUUUGCCCCACAUUCUCCACCUUCCGUGCUUUCAGGCGGCCAUCUCCUCCUCACCCAUAAAACUAACAUCCAUCUCCACAACCUGCAUCAACAAAUCAAAAGGCAAAAGUGGGUAAGUGAGUUACUGAAGAAAAGAAAAUUCAUCCUCACUCCCUUACGCGACAUUCACCUCCUCAACCCAGUUCGAUCGAUACUAACCCCUGCUCCCCAUAUCACACCGGUGUUACAACGCUCCUAUCCUAACCACCACCGGAGAUAUGGUCAUAUGGAUUGAUUGCAACAAGUAGUGUUCAUCUCUUCGUCAGAUGCGGGAUUCCGGAGUCCAUAUUAAGGAAUUUUGCUUCUCCAGUGAACUUUGCGUCUUCUCCAAACACCCCCACCCCCUUUUAACCUAAUUGGAAAAAAUACAAAGUAAAGUUAGUAUUUAAAAAUCGAACUUGUAUAUCCUCAUGAUUGACUAGUUAGUGGGGUUUGGAAAAAAGGAAUGACGGAUUGCUUAUAUACGAAAUGAGGAAGGCUACAUGCAGUGGGUGUCUAAAGGGCUAAUCAUGGAUUUUUUAUGUUAAAUAAUAUAGUAAAAUUGGAAAAUGUGUGUUGGUACUUACGAAAGGGAAAAAUCGCGGGUAUCCAAGGGGCUAAUCCAAAAUUUGAUUGCCAUACUGCAGCCUUGAGGUUGUCACUGAUAUGAGCAUGCAACAGGCACAUGCAAAGUACUAAUGUUUAUUUGCUGGCUUUAAACCUUACUAGAGGAAUCCCAUUAACCCCUAAAGUGAAGCAAAACCAUGCUCAAGAUUCUAAACCCACCCGCACCAUGAACAACAUGAAAUCUCUGGUGGUCAAGGUAUUGAUGUUUUGAUGAAUGUGGAGCACUCAAGUUGACCUCCGGUUGCCUCAAAGCUGGCCCCUGGCAUGUCCGGUAUGUUUUCCUUUUGUUCACAUGUUUGUGGUAUGGCUUCUUUAUAUGGGGUGGUCAUUUUGGCCCAUUUACUUUUGAAUGGGUCGAUUCGGGUUGUCCUGUCUAACUGGUCACCUAAAGCCUAUAGUUUAUUGCAUACAAAAUUGUACAUUCUUUGUUCAAAGAUUUAGAUUAUUACAGUUAGGGGUGUCAAUUAUGUCGGGAUUUAGAUUAUUACAGUUAGGGGUGUCAAUUAUGUCGGGUUGUGAGUUAGUGGGUUGAAUUGUGCAACCCGAAUACGACCAACAUUACCAUUCAUUUGCUAUUACCAUAACAUGAAAGUUAUUUGAGGAUCAGACUCAUUGUUUAAUAAGAUGCCUUUAUUUUGAGAAUCAGAUCUGGUUUAAAACUAUGGACUAUCAUAACAGUUAUGAAGCAUUUAACAUUUUUUAUUGGUAAAAUGAUAAGAACUUAAUCAUUAAUAAUAAUAAGAGUUGAUUGAACAUGAAGAGUCUUGGCAGGGAUAUGAUGAUCAAAGAGUUUGAUGAUGAAAGACUCGAACUUGAUUGCAAGUUGGAAAUAGAAAAUUUAAAAAAACAUGUGUAUUGUAGUUGGGACUUGGAGUUAGCAAUAAAUGUCCUCAGAUUUUUUGGAAGGAUGUCAAGUUUAAUUUAUUUAAAAAACACAUACUAAAAUGGAUUAACGGAUCAACCCAUUUUAUGAAAUAGGUCAACUUGAAUGCGACCCGUUUUUAAACGGGUCAAUCCUAACACGCCCUAUUUUUUAACAGGUCAAGUUUGCCAGGCCAAAAACUGAUUAAUUUUGUGUCGUGUUUGGGUUGUGUUUUAGGUCGUGCCAAGAAUUUUCACCCCUAAAGUAAUCUUAUUUUUCAUACUUAUAUUAUCGCAUUAAAUAUGUAUAAAAGAUUAGAAAGAUGAUGUGUAUGCAGUACGGCUUAGCCCAAUUUGACAUGGCCUGUUUUGUAACGGGGCAAAUAGGUUUUGUCAAAUGAGUGCUUUUGAUUCGAUAGGCGGGCCAAACUGGUUUGGUUCAAAUUUUUAUGGCAUCUAAGUUUCAAGAGACUUUUGGAAGAAAUAGCUUAGUUUUGUAUUAUUUAUCAUAGAAUAAAAAAAUGACGGAUCAUCCCGUUUUGGUUGGUUACAGGCUAAACAGAGUGGGUCAAAAUGAGCCUCUUAAGUUGCCAACAAUGGUUAUUUCUGUUGUCAAGGCUUUAAUUUGAUGGUUAGAUGUGAUCAUUUCUUUUUGUGACUACCAUUGAUAUAUGUAGAAAAUAUGUAUAUCUUCAAGCACCAAUGCACCGGUAACAAGUUGUAUACAAAAUCAUUACAUUCUUACUUUCCAAUAACCAUCUUUCUUUGUAUCUACCGGUAAACUUUAACAAGUUCUCAUGAUUCUUUAAUUUUCUAUUCUUCAUUUGUCAUGAAAGUAAAAAGAGCAUCAGUAAGUAAGUGAGAUAACAAACCAGCAUUGAUGACAUUUUCUAUCUUCUUACAUGUGCUUCUAUGAUCAUUGCAUUUAUGUCUCCUGUUUUAGGUGAACUUCUCUCGACUAAAAUUUGAGCUUCUUAAUGACAAGGUUUUCUACUUUUGUUGGUUACAUCACAAAUGUUAUGGUGUGGAGUAGUGGAGAUCUGAUCGUGAACUUAAAUUUAUUUAAAUAUUUACUUAUGUUCUUUUCAUUUGUGGGGAAAGUUUAUAAUUCUGGAUCAAUAUCUUUUUGUUAGAUGGGCAAAUUUUGCAUUACAAGAGAAACAGAUUCAGAGUAUGCAAAUAUUCAUAUACACCCGUCUAUUGCAAUAUUGCAUGUAUUAAACAUUAAAAUAAUGCUUUUGUUUACGAUUCAACUAAAAAAAUUUAUGUCAUAAUGACUUUAAACUACCCGUCCACCGGACGGGUAUUAAACUAGUUGGUAUGGACUGUCUAUGGCCUGGGCCUCGUGGGUGGUGGGGAUGACGCUAUUGGAAUUUAUUCAAUGGUGAUUUGAUUAAGUGGGGGGUGAUUUGAUUAAGUGGGGGUAGCGACGCAACUUGUUUCCCGUCUACCUACCAUUAGUCUGUAAUUGUCUCUUGUUCUCAAUGAGAAUUAUAUCCUCCUGAAAAAAAAAUUUCUCUUGUUCUCGAUGAGAAUUAUAUCCUGAAAUUUUUAGCUGUAGCAAGACACUCUUGAUCAGGGGCGGACCUACCCUUUGGUUAGGGUGGGCGGCCGCACCUCUUGAAAAAAAAAAUUAGUGUAUAUUUUAGGCAAAAAACCAGACCACACCCUUUGAAAAUAUGGUUGAACAUCUCAUCUGCACCUCCAAUAAAUAAUUUCUAGGUCCGCUGCUCUUGAUUUGGACAUUUUCCUUCCAAGACCCAUUUUAUUUUGUCUAGAUGUUGUAAAUUUCUGGGAAUGACCCAUUAAUGCUAUGCCUACCAUUUUGAAGUUUGACUGUGGACUGUGGAUAAACUUUAUUCAAAAAGUCACCCAUGCUUGUUGCCAAGUAAUUUCCUCUUAAAUUGAGAACUAGUUCUUUAUUAAAGACCCAAGAUCCGAUCACAUUAUCCACAAAGAUUUCAGUACAUAACCCAAUAUGUACUUUGCAACUGGUGAAGCUGCCAAACUGUCAUCUUUGACUUCAGCACAGCCUUGUCUCCGGUUUUCUCUUGCAGAGAUUCAGGCCGCAACCAAAACCUUUGAUGAUGAACAGCUCCUUGGAGAGGGUGGAUUUGGGAAAGUAUACAAAGGUCAUAUAUGUAUAGCAGAAACUAGUCAAGUUGUAGCCAUCAAAAGGUUGAGUUCUAUAUCUGAACAAGGUGAACUUGAGUUCCGGUCUGAAAUUGAGGCGAUUUCCAAGUUACGCCAUCAUAACUUGGUGUCCUUGAUUGGUUUUUGCGAUGAUAACAAGGAGAUGAUCCUUGUUUAUGAGUAUAUGCCUAAUGGAACCCUCUACCAUCAUCUACACAAAGAUGAUACUCCUUUAAAUUGGGUGCAGCGACUAACGAUAGCCAUAGGUGCUGCACGUGGAUUGGAGCACCUUCACAAAGGUGAUGGCAUGAAACAGGGAAUCAUACAUCGUGAUGUGAAGAGUUCCAAUAUUCUGUUAGAUGAGAACUGGGACGCUGUGAUUUCAGAUUUUGGGUUGUCCAAAAUAGUACCAAUUGACCGGUCAGUUUAUACGGGUGCUAAAGGCACAUUUGGGUAUAUGGACCCAGAUUAUUUCUACACCGGAAAACUGACAUGGGGAACAGAUGUGUAUGCAUUUGGGGUGGUGUUGUUUGAAUUGUUAUCUGGGAGGAUUGCUGUAGACUUAAGCAAAGGUGAGGAGUCAAGUUUGGUAAGGUGGGCUCAAAAAUGUGUGAAAGAUCGAAAGUUUGAUCAGUUGGUUGAUGCUAAUAUCAAGGGAACAAUUUAUGUAAAAUGUUUAGGACGGUUUGCUAAAAUUGCAGAUCGUUGUUUGCAUAGUGAUCUGAAAGAACGGCCUACCAUGACCGAGGUUGUAGCAUCACUUAAAGAGUUACAACAAAUACAGAAGAAAUGGGACAAUGCUGCAAAAUCAUCAAUCACGACGGUAUUUAGUUGGAUGAUUCCCAAGUUUCGUACCUCGACUAAAGAAAACCAAGACCAAAGACGCACCUGUUCACCAACGAACACCGGAAACAAUUUAGAUCAGGCUUCUUUGACCAACAAGGAAAUAGUUGCUAGAGAUUUGAAAGUGUUCACAAUUGACGAAAUGAGACGUGCAACGAGGGGCUUUGCAGAAGACGCAUGCUUGGGUACUUGGAGCUAUGGAGAUGUUUACAAAGGCUGGCUCGAUAAAACGUAUUUUCUAUCGAAGAGUAAUAAUGGAAUGCCUGUAUUAAUCAAGUCACUUUGUUGGAAUAAAACUUUAAAACUUGACAAGGCCAAGUUGGAAUUGGAAAUUUUGAAAGAGUUUAGUCAUCCCAACCUUGUUAAGCUCAUCGGAUAUUGCUUGUCACACAAACAACUCUUCCUUGUGAAUGAAUUCCUGCCUAACGGAAACUUUGAAGAUCGCCUUUUUAGUGGAGCGAUAGCACAACUUCCGUUGGUUACAAAGGUGAAAAUAGCAGUAGGAAUUGCUCGAGGGAUUGUUUUCUUGCACAACUCACGGGAUUAUGUCACCACAUAUUUGCAUUGGGGAGGAACUAGCAGUAUGUUUUGGCUUGACAAACGUAAGAUAUUGCUGGAUGAGGAUUUUACGCCAAAACUUUCAGAUUGUGAGGUUACUAAGCUAGCACACGGUCACUACCCUUACAAUAUCCGGGACGAUAAUGGUCUUGUUUAUGGUGACUAUUACCCACGGUUCAAACCGUUUCAACUGCAGAGCAAUCUUGAUGGUUUUACACUUAUACUCAUGGAGGUGCUAACAGGGAAACAACUCUCUUAUGAUAAUGAAGUUCAAAAGAUGGAUGAUUUGUUGCUCCAGAAUGGAAAAAUGUCGAUACGCCAUAUUGCAAAAUUAUGUUUUGAAAUCUGCAAUGAGGCAGAUUCGGAAUUGAAGAUGCUCAAAUUGUUGGAGGAGUAUGAGAUGUAUAUCCACGAGGCAUUCGCAACAGCAACAGCCGAGAGUUGUUUACUUAGGGGGAGGUCAUGCAGAGUAUAACUGCAUUAGAGAAUGGAAACUAAAAGGAAGGAGAAGAACCUGGACAAAUGGAAUUGCUUCCAUUAUAUGAUACGGACAAUCACCUGCAGAAUAGACUGGAGAAAUGAAUCUGUUUGGCUGUGUUAUGCAGUGGAAUGAAAGUGGUUUGAGUAGGGGAACACAUCCCAAACUGGAGGGAAUUCCAGAUGAUAAAUGGUUUGUUUCUCCAAUGUGGGAAAAACAAUCGAAGAAUAUUGAAGGAGUACGACAAUUUGAUGCAAAACAAACUCAAGUAUUGAGUGAUUGAUUCAUUGUGGAAGAUGCAACACGCGAAGAACUACACUACGCUACAAUGUGCUGCUUUUUGUAACAUGUAUAACAUGAGUAAUUAAACAUUUGAAGUUAGUAAAUAUUAUCUUUGGUUAAUGUGACAUAUCAUCCCAUAUCAGGGUGGGGUGUUACAAGAAGCUUCAUAGUAAUUUCCUCCAAAUGUAAUACUAAUUUAGUCUAGGAGGAUAUCAUAUUGAAGAAUAAAAUGAUAGUGUGGAUAACACAUACAAAUAGAGAUUGUUUAUGACCGAAA